Molecule: messenger RNA, 2621 nt
Organism: Equus quagga
Lineage: Eukaryota; Metazoa; Chordata; Mammalia; Perissodactyla; Equidae
Gene: EMCN
Product: endomucin
Exons: 11
Coding region: 152-856 (234 amino acids)
Source: RefSeq, a predicted model, not a curated record
UGCCGCUCUUUAUCAGAGCCCCCGAAACCAGCGGACUGGGCCGUGGCUGCUCGCAUUCAGCACACCUCUUGCAUUUGCUCGAAAGGCCCUGCCGGGCUGAGAGGGAGGUGCCCCUGGCCGACUCCGGAGAGAGGAGCCACUGAGACAAUCCAUGGGCACCAUGAAACUGCUUCCAGUGACCAUCCUUUGUCUUCUGUCCACUCUGCGCAGGAGUGACGGUAACCCAGUUGAUGGCACUGCAACCACUUCUGCAUUAUCACAGUCAACAGUUGCUGCAACAAGAACAUCUGUACCAACACCAACCACAACACCAUCACCAUCUCCUACUUUGAAAUCAACCGUUACAUCUCCCAAAGGAACACCUAGCCCAGAAUCCUUUAAAACAUCUCCCCCAACGGUUUCUUCAUUAAACACAACAGUUAGCGGUGAAGAAGCCACAACCAGUGUCACGAAGGGGGAGUUCAUCACUACAAAUACAACAGUUACAAGUCUUCCAGUUUCUGAUGCUGUUUCAACAUUACAAAGUUCCCACAACAAGACUGAGAAUCAGAAUUCAACCAAAACAACAGAAAGAACAGAAACAGGCACUGAAAAUGCAAAAAAUGCAAGCUCCUCUUCAACUAACCCCUCUUAUUCCAGUAUUAUUUUGCCGGUGGUUAUUACUUUGAUUGUAGUAACACUUUCAGUAUUUGUUCUGGUGGGUUUAUAUCGAAUGUGCUGGAAGACAGACCCAGGCGCGCCAGAAAAUGGAAACGACCAACCCCAGUCCGAUAAAGAGAGUGUGAAGCUUCUCACUGUUAAGACAAUUUCUCAUGAGUCUGGUGAGCACUGUGCACAAGGCAAAACCAAGAACUGACAGCUUGAUGAAUCCUCCCCACACCUGGGCAAGAAAUAUAGCUAUGCCAUGCCCUGGCUUGUGCUGGACCAUCUGUCGGCUGCAGAUGCUCUAUGAGGACGUCAGAGAUAUCCUGCUCUACAGUCUUCUCCACAGACUAAUGCUUGACAUGGACUCUGGCCACUCUCUGCUCUUCAGACUGCUCCAAGGCCAUGGCAGCCAGUGCGCGGCUUUCCCCAAACAAGGCAACAGUGCAAUCAUCUCUAGCAAAGGCCCUGCCUCUUCCAACCAUGCUGUGAAAGAGCAGAGGGCAGGUCUCCAUCCCUGGUACCACUGCCCGCUUCCACCCACACUGUAUCAUCCUCCUCCCAGAUUCGAGCAAACCACCAGCACUGCAAUCAGCUGCACAAUGACAUCUCACCCCUGCCAGGGCGGGCUCCUGCCCCUUUUCCACUUGAGGCACAGAAGCCUCCAUCUCCUGCUCCUUUUUGGACCAACACAGAAAGUUGUUUAUGCACUGAAAAGAAGAAAAUCUCGAAGUAAAAACCAAAGCACUGGCUCUCCUUCCUGUGAGAUGCCUGUUCCUUCUUCUCCCUGAUGAGUACACAGCGGCAAAGCAGGAAAGUUGCCCAUAAAUUUCAUAAUUACUCACCCCAUCAGCCUGAGCAACAGACCCCGAACUGUGCCCCUUUGUGAUAGGGUAUAUACAGCUAAGAGCUUUAAUCAGAAGAAGAAUAUGAUGAUAUUUGUGCUUAAGACACAUCACUGAGUAUAUAAUGUGAAAACUCAUUCAAGAGGUGUUAAGAUUGGAAGCAGAGAAGUCAGAGACUACUGCAGUAUUCCCUAGGGAAAGGGGAAAAGAACAAGAGCUUUAACCAGGUCUGCAGGGACUGUAGGAAUGGAGAUGAAGAGGCAGAAUAGAAUAGAGAAGCAACUGGAAGAUAGGGAUUCUCCAGAGGUGGUGAUCUAUUGAAUGUGGGAGUUGGGAAUGAGGAAAAUUAGGACUAUAGAUGUUGCCCACACUUCUAUCGUGGCGCCUGGAUGGAUCCUGGAGGUAACAGCAGAGACUGGGAUCCUGGAGUGAGAGGGCACAGGUUCAGGAGGCAAUAUAGUGGUCUUCCUUUCAGACACGUGGAGUUUGAAGUGCUUAUGAGACAGUCUAGUGACUGUAUUGGGUGGGAAAAAAUUCAGCUAGUCAUGGGCAUUUCUUACCAAGAAACGGUCUCCCCAGCAUCUCUACUUCUUCACGUUCUUGGAAUCUGAAUGUUUUUCCCCCCACAGACUGAAUUUUCACCUUCUAUGCUCCAGGUGUAGAAAAGGAGAAAGCUCUCUGGAAUUAAUGCUGACUUCCAGUCCUGCUUGCCAGUCUGCACCAGUCACCUGUCUCAAUAAAGGAAUGUCCAGAUGAAUGCAAUAAUUGGAGAGAAUCAAAAAGAAUCCUGGGCCUCUCUUGCCCUUUGAGACAGGAAAAAGCACAUUACUACAUCUUAUAGGAGUGUUCCCAGGAGAGGGAAUUUGAGGAGGGGCAUUUAUGAGCAGUUAGCCUAACAGCCCAGGCAGGUGGGCUCGGAGAUGACACGACCUGCCCUUGCGUCUCAGGUUUCCAGAGCCAAAAGCUUUCAUCCGUGGAAACUUCCUACUUUCUUGAUGUUCUCAUAUUAUCUAAUGUUUGUAUUUAUUGUUUUCCACUAUGUUAAUUCAGGGAAAAUUUGCAAGUCUAUUACUAAAUAUUAGGUAGAAAAAAUGCCAUGCCACUUUGUACAUAAAUAUAUUUUAUUCAUAUUUC